AGCAGGUCCUAAGCCUGGCCACACAGGAUUCAGACAACCCAGACCUGCGAGAUCGUGGUUAUAUCUAUUGGCGCCUUCUCUCCACGGAUCCUGUGACUGCCAAAGAAGUGGUUUUAUCAGAAAAGCCACUGAUUUCUGAGGAGACUGACCUGAUUGAGCCAACACUGCUGGAUGAGCUCAUCUGCCACAUUGGGUCAUUGGCUUCUGUGUACCACAAACCACCCAACGCCUUUGUGGAGGGCAGCCACGGGAUCCACCGCAAGCAUUUGCCAAUUCACCAUGGCAGCACUGACGCAGGAGACAGCCCUGUGGGAACCACUGCCACUACCAACUUGGAGCAGCCUCAGGUUAUCCCAUCUCAAGGUGACCUUCUGGGUGAUCUUCUGAACCUUGACCUGGGCCCCCCAGUGAAUGUACCCCAAGUGUCCUCCAUGCAGAUGGGUGCUGUGGACCUCCUUGGCGGAGGGUUAGACAGUUUGCUUGGCAGUGACCUUGGCGGGGGCAUUGGCGGAAGUCCGGCAGUGGGGCAGACCUACAUUCCAUCCUCCGUGCCUGCCACUUUCGCCCCUUCGCCCACCCCAGCUGUGGUGAGCAGUGGACUCAACGACCUAUUUGAACUCUCAUCCGGUAUAGGCAUGGCCCCCGGUGGAUAUGUGGCUUCAAAAUCUGUUUGGUUGCCUGCUGUGAAGGCUAAAGGACUGGAGAUCUCUGGUACAUUCAGUCACAGGCAGGGACACAUCUACAUGGAGAUGAACUUCACCAAUAAGGCUUUGCAGCACAUGACUGACUUUGCCAUUCAGUUUAAUAAGAACAGCUUUGGAGUCAUCCCCAGCACCCCGCUAGCCAUUCAUACUCCUCUGAUGCCAAACCAGAGUAUCGACAUCUCCCUUCCUCUCAACACCUUGGGACCAGUCAUGAAAAUGGAGCCUCUCAACAAUCUCCAGGUGGCUGUGAAAAACAACAUAGACGUCUUCUACUUCAGCUGCCUAAUUCCCCUCAAUGUUCUGUUUGUAGAGGAUGGCAAGAUGGAACGCCAGGUUUUCCUUGCAACGUGGAAGGACAUUCCAAAUGAAAAUGAGCUGCAAUUCCAGAUUAAAGACUGUCACCUGAAUGCUGAUGCUGUUUCCAGUAAGCUACAGAACAACAAUGUUUACACCAUUGCCAAGAGGAACGUGGAAGGCCAGGACAUGCUCUACCAGUCUCUGAAGCUAACUAAUGGUAUCUGGAUCUUGGCUGAGCUACGUAUUCAGCCAGGAAAUCCGAACUACACGCUGUCCCUGAAGUGCCGGGCUCCUGAAGUGUCCCAGUACAUCUACCAGGCCUACGACGCCAUUUUGAAAAACUAACAGGAUUGGUCUGUGCCUCGCCCCACGGAGGGAGGACGGGGGGACUCCGGAUGGUCCUCUUGUUGGUGUGGGCAAAACAGUCUAACUGGAAGCAGCUGUAUUCAUGUGUAGGAUUUCAGUCAAAGGCACUGAGAAACCAAGGUAGCGAUUAGUCUCCACGUGCUAAUAAUAAUAAUAAUAGGGAACAAACCUGUUUGAUAUUUUUAGCGUCCAUGGAAACUUUGUAACCACUGCUUCGACCACCCCCCUGUUACCCUUUCACCACCACUGCUGCUGUUCUUUCUCGUGGGCUUCUCCAUCUCGUGCCAAUGUUCAGCAUUUUCUAAACUGCUUUAGGCGUAGGUAAUAUUUUGUAAAAUAUGGCUCAUUUCAAAACAACCCCCCCACCAAGUCUCUGUUCAUUAAAACAAGGCAAAUGCAUCGAAAACAUAAAAAUUGCACUUUAUUUUAUAUUUUUUAUACAUUUGAUUUUUUUUUUUUUUUUUAAUUGUAACCGGCUUUAAAAAAACAACAAAGGAAAAGCAAAUCCAUGUCAGUGAAAGUAUCCAAAGGAAUGAGAUGGACUUUCCCAGAGCUAAUGAUGAGCAGAGGGAGCAUGAGAGGGGUCUCAUGUCCAGGAAUUGAAAGGAGGCCCUGAAAUUAUUGUAUUUGUGCUGGGUGACUUGCCCAGUUCAUCCAAAAUAUUACACUCUUCCCUCCCCCGCCUUCUCCCCACCAUUUCCCAAUCAUCUCACCUGCUCAUUAGCCACUGAUUUGCUGGACAGGAUUUUUAUUGUGAAGUAGAUGGGAGCACGAGCUGGUUGGGUUUAUAUGACAAUGGUACAGCAUAGUGAAAAACCAAGGGAACAGAAACUUCCCAACUGGGGGCACCUGGUAGAGUGUGGGAUGUCAUCCUUGCCUUUUUUCUGUUUGUAAAACCCCUUUCUUGGUCAUCCCCACCCUGCCUGCUGCUGCUAGAGUCCGUUUGCAGCCCCUGCCCCCAAUUCACCUGUGUCAGCUUCAGCUGGCCUGAUUGCAUUUCAUUUAGCAGUGUAUGUUGGCCAGACUGAAAGACUUAUGCAGGAAAUCUGUAGGGUAAUCGCAGUCACUUGCCCAUGUUUCUCCAUAGCAGCAUCAGCUGAUUCACUUUCACACCUCAGUGUGCUGUGAGCAGGAGCACAGGGCUGCCUUGGGCAAUAAUGACUGAAGUACUGAGGGAUCUGAGACUCACCUUGUCCCCUUUAUAGGAGUGUUCUGAGGUCAGCAAGACAGGAGACAGGUUUGCGCCUGGCAAAUAAUCCCUGGCUUUGGAUAGGCAGGUCUGUCAAAAUCCUAGCAGAUGCUUGGGGGAGAGCAUCCAUAGAACAGGGGAGGUCCCUGAGAAACUGUGCAGGAGUUGCAGCUUAUCUGGUGGUACUGAAGUAACUACGUGAUGAUGGGAAGGAGGGGGAAGAUCCCUUGGGGUCAGUCUUCUGCCAUGUUUUGAUGUUACUUUGUAACCCUCAGUGCUGGAUGCUCCUGUUUUAGUGGCCAGUGAGCAUGGAGCUUGAGCAGGGUCCUUGGUUCUAGCCCCGAUUCCAAAAGCUGGGUCUGGGCUUCCUGUGCCACAGGCAGUGGACUAGGGAUCAUUUGAGUCCCUGUUGUCUAAAACUCCCCUGCAUGGGGAGGGAUUUAGGAGUGCUCUCUCCCUUCUUUGCCAUAGAUCCUUGUCACAUGGCAUUCUCCAGGGAUCAAGGAUGGCUGCUUGUUGUCUCUCUGUGCUGUGGAGUUGCCAUGUCCCAGGUAAGGAGCUGAAAUGGACUCCAUGAAGGCUAAUAUAAAAGCAAAGCCGCUGCCUGCCUCGGCUCUAUUCAGAAACCCUGCACAGCUUUGCACUUAAAUUAGGCCACACAACAGAAUGGAUUCUGCUGUCCAUGCCACUCUCCUGCUUCUGCUUGAUACAGCAUCUUCCCCCUAGUUUGAGCAAGGCCCUUCAUGCCUCCCUGGUUUAAACCACUUCCUACCCUUAAAGCAAGGCAUUCACAAGCUUCUGCAGUACCAGUCAGAGGAGAUGGCUGGGGUCCAGUCACCCGUCUUUUGCCACUAUCAGUUCUUUGGGAGGAUACAGAGUGGGGCUGUAAUGUUAGAAAAUAUAAGGAAAAGGAAGGGUCAGCCAGGUUCUGAAUUGGAGACUCCUGAAGCCAUUCCUGAGCCAGUGAGUAAGGAGUGGAACAGUAGGAUUCUUAGUCAGUGGUACAGGAUGGUGUCCUCUAUGCAGAGCAAUUUGGUUUGGCAGCAAGACUCCUGGCUAAGAGGAAUGUGGGACAGUGUUGUUGAAGCCUGGCACUUGCACAUUGAGCCAGCGUGGUGGCUUGGCGCCCUGUGGAUCGGUGGGCUGAGAACGCUACGUAAAUAAUUCUUACAGUAACUAAUAAAGUGCUGGCUGUGCUGAGAUGCACGCUGUUCUCCAUCCUGUCCUGAGCCAAGCUACAUAGUGGCCUUGCCUCUUGGAAGCUUGCUCUUUGGAGGCGAGCUGUGCUAGUAGGCAGAGCAGGCCUGAGAGCUGCCAAGGUGGGAGAAGGCAGCCUGGGUAGGGGACAGGGGACCCCUGCACGCAGGUCCUUCCCCUUGCUGCAGUGCCACGUAAUGGGUUUUCUGCUCAGUCUGCACCAGAUUAUGCCCGUGAGUUGGAAGAAGCAGAAGAGGAUCUCCAGGAUUAACGCCACAAGUCUUACUCAAUUGGCCCCAGGGAAGAGAGUUCCAGCUGAGUACUCAGCCAGUCCUGCCUGCCAUAAACUCCUUCCCAGCAUCCAUGCCUCUCUCCUGGCCUGUGCUGUGUUUGUGUGUCUGCAUGCUGUGAAGCGUGGUAUGUGGGGAGAGGAGCGGGAAGGCAAGGAAGGGGGGUUGGUCAGUGGCAGCCCCAUUCCAUUGGUUUUAUUGUUCAUCCUUUCCGAUGUGUUCACUUUUUGGUAAGCUUUCCCUUGUGUCCUUGUCAAUAAACUGUCAUUUACACUAA
Alligator sinensis (Chinese alligator) is the source of this 4320-nucleotide messenger RNA. Its product is annotated as AP-1 complex subunit beta-1-like. The transcript has 11 exons. Bases 432 to 1346 code for a protein of 304 amino acids. Gene Ontology annotation, biological process: vesicle-mediated transport; intracellular protein transport. Lineage: Eukaryota; Metazoa; Chordata; Crocodylia; Alligatoridae. The record is from RefSeq and is a predicted model, not a curated record. Gene Ontology annotation, cellular component: membrane coat; clathrin adaptor complex.